Lachancea lanzarotensis is the source of this 1017-nucleotide messenger RNA. RefSeq names its product LALA0S09e01640g1_1 (gene PIH1). NCBI's taxonomy places the organism in Eukaryota, Fungi, Ascomycota, Saccharomycetes, Saccharomycetales, Saccharomycetaceae. The transcript has a single exon. Bases 1 to 1017 code for a protein of 338 amino acids. The record is from RefSeq and is a predicted model, not a curated record. Gene Ontology annotation, cellular component: cytoplasm; ribonucleoprotein complex; R2TP complex. Gene Ontology annotation, biological process: rRNA processing; box C/D snoRNP assembly.
AUGACGUUCAUGCUUCGAGCUCUAGGUGAUGCCAAAGUGGAAAGGGAACGGGUUCUGUCGGUGGAGCCUCAGGCCGGUUUUGCAAUUAAGACGGCUGUUGAAAGCACUUCUCAUAGCGAAUUGGAACCCGGUGUUAAAUACUUCAUCAACGUAUGUCAUGCAUCGCAAGUACCAGCUCCGGAUAUUCCGUUUGACCCCAGUAUAGUGUUCCCGCUAAUUAUGGCCAACCGUUGGGAAAUUCCAAUAGUGACAUCAGCAGCACGCUCCGAUGUGGACAAAAAGGGCUCGACUUGCUACGUUAGUGACUGCUGUGUGAACACAGAGUGUCUGGAAUGGGCUCGACGCAACCCGCAACUCAAGGAAAUUUUAGUCGAGUGGUGCCUUGAGUCCUGUGAACUGCGACAAGAAAUCGAACUUAGUCGCACGAAACUGGCUUUCCCCAAACUUCGCUGUAAAGGCGAUAGCAUUCCUGUAUUAGAGGUACUAAAAGAAGAUUUGAACGCAGACCCGCAACGGGAUAUAUUAGGCGCGGACCAAAACCGCGCUGGUAAUGAUCCACAGGCUUUCUUAGAAAUGAGGAGAGACCUUCUGGAUGACGAAGCAGAUCUCGAUCCGGAUGGGAAGCUUCCACCUCUUUUUCCAAAAGCUCAAACAGAGAGUAAAAAGGUACUUAUUGAAGAGAUUGAGUUCAACCCACUGUCACCAUCUAAAGAAAUGGGAAUUUCAAGUCCACCUACGAAAACACCGCUUAAUUUGGAUGUUCGCAUGGGCCCCGCACCCUCGGAGCAUUGGGCUAAUUUGAAAGUUCAAGUAAGAUCUGAACUAGCGAGACAACAGGACUAUCAAAUAUCUUACAACUCACAAGACAACUCUCUGCACAUAAUGACUUCACCUGACCAUCACACAUAUUCACCUCAAGAGCUGCAGAUACCCCUUCCCCUAGUUACUAAGACUUCUGCAGCCAACAUGGUCACUUCUUUCGAUCGAGAUAACCAUACUCUUACAAUUUUGUUGUGA